UCUUCUCUCUCGAAAAAACAGAAGAAGAAAAAAAAAUCAGAGAUUAGGGUUUUAGAGUUUGCGCAAAGUCACAAUCUUUGGGUUGCCGCUCUCUCACCGUCGCCCGCCGCUCUCUCUUCUUCACUGCUCUGUCUCUUCCCGAGACUCUAUAGAGGUUUACUUUCAACAAUGUCGUCCAUGUCAGAGUCUCGUGCUUUCCUGUUCUGCAACAGCUGUGGGUAUAUGCUAUCUUUGACGACAACUCCUUAUGCUAAACCUGGCCGAUGCCCCUAUUGCGACCAUCCACGACCUAUAGAAGGGCUCUCCAAAUGUAAAUAUUCAUACACAGUCAGUAAAGAGGAUAUUCAAAGGGAGCUAGGCAAGUCAACAAUUAAGGAGGAAAAGACUGAAUUGGCAAAGACGGACAUGAAAAAAUGUGAAAAGUGUGGCCACAAUGAGCAUACGUAUUUUUCUAGACAGAUGAGAUCAGCUGAUGAGGGGGCAACUACUUUCUACACUUGCACCAAGUGCAAUAAUAGUUUCAGUGAAAAUUAAUGUGUAGAUUAUAUAACUUGUUUUUGCUCAACUGGGCCUGCGUUUGGCUAAAUCUAAAUCUCUCGACUCUAUAUCUAUGGAAGCUGAUUGCCUUUCUCUCA
Rosa rugosa (rugosa rose) is the source of this 635-nucleotide messenger RNA. RefSeq names its product DNA-directed RNA polymerase I subunit RPA12-like. Gene Ontology annotation, molecular function: zinc ion binding; DNA-directed RNA polymerase activity; nucleic acid binding. NCBI's taxonomy places the organism in Eukaryota, Viridiplantae, Streptophyta, Magnoliopsida, Rosales, Rosaceae. The record is from RefSeq and is a predicted model, not a curated record. Gene Ontology annotation, cellular component: RNA polymerase I complex. Bases 169 to 534 code for a protein of 121 amino acids. The transcript is spliced from 6 exons. Gene Ontology annotation, biological process: DNA-templated transcription; termination of RNA polymerase I transcription.